Molecule: messenger RNA, 1416 nt
Organism: Trypanosoma rangeli
Lineage: Eukaryota; Euglenozoa; Kinetoplastea; Trypanosomatida; Trypanosomatidae
Product: putative amino acid transporter
Exons: 1
Coding region: 1-1416 (471 amino acids)
Biological process (GO): amino acid transmembrane transport
Molecular function (GO): amino acid transmembrane transporter activity
Source: RefSeq, a predicted model, not a curated record
AUGCUGCGGGAGAGAGAAACGGUGUAUGAGGACGAGGUGGAGGAGAUGCAGGAGCUUGAGAGCCCGAAGGGGGUGGACCAGGCAUUGAUUAACUCCAAUCUGGGGCUUUUGGAGCAAGGAGCGAUAAACAGUGGAAAAGAGGGAGCGACAGGCCUGGGGGACGGUGCCGAGCGACGAGGGCGGAAAUUCCGGUACUUUGACAUAAUUUCGCACGGCGGCAUGCUCUCCGGCGCCUACAACCUUGCCUCGGUGACGCUAGGCUCUGGAAUCAUUACGCUCCCAUCCGCGUUUAACAGCACAGGCAUUGUGCUCUCCCUGUUUGUUCUCAUCUUCAUCUCCGUGGCGACGGUGUACUCAACCUACAUCUUGGCCGUGGCGGUUGACAAAAGCGGGUUUACGGGAUACGAGAAGCUGGCGCGCGGACUACUCGGGCGUGGGUGGGACUACUGGGCGGCCUUCAACAUGUGGAUGUUUUGCUUCGGGUCGUGCGUGUCUUACGUCAUCUCCAUAGGCGACAUGUUGACCCCCAUCCUAGACGAUCCAUCCGUGACCCCGUUCCUGCGAACAGCCUGGGGAAAACGCUGCCUAGUGAUACUAAUAUGGGCCUGUGUGAUGCUGCCGCUUUCGAUUCCAAAGCAGAUCAAUUCCCUGCGCUACGCCUCAGUCGUUGGCGUCUCCUUCAUGAUGUUUUUUGUUCUCGCCAUCGUGGUGCACGCCGCGCAAGGGUUUGAGCACGGGAGACCACGCCAUGAGCUGAAACUAUUUCGCUCCGGCAACGGCGUUAUCAUUGGAUUCUCGCUCUUUAUUUUUUCCUUUUUGUGCCAAACAAACUGCCUUGAGGUGUACGCGGAAAUGCGAAAGCCAACACCCCGACGCAUCUCAAGGGAUACAGCACUUAGUAUGACUGUGUGCUGCUUCCUCUACAUUCUAGCUGGCUUCUUUGGGUAUGCAGACUUUGGUGAUCGCGUCACAGAUUCAGUUCUGCUUUUUUACAAUGUCCGUGAUGAUCCUAUGAUUGCCGUCGCCUACGCCGGUAUCGCCUUUAAACUUUGCGUCGGAUUUGCCAUGUGCAUGCAGCCCUCGCGAGACUCCUUGUACCACUGCGUUGGGUGCCAUGUUACCACCAUGCCCUUCUGGAAGAAUGCCGUGUGCUGUACCGUGUUGUCUAUCAUUGCUCUUGUGCUCGGGCUGUUUAUUCCAAGCAUCACUAUUGUCUUUGGCCUUGUGGGGAGCCUUUGCGGUGGGUUUUUGGGCUUCAUCCUUCCCGCUCUCUUCUACAUGUACGCUGGGAACUGGACCCGGAAGAGCGUUGGCUGGUUUCACUACCUCGCCACGUAUUUUUUGCUUAUUUCUGGAGUUGUGGCAGUUGUUUUUGGUACGACCGCCUCCAUUUUUGGAGUCAUACAAAACCAUUGA